Lactuca virosa is the source of this 1378-nucleotide messenger RNA. Lineage: Eukaryota; Viridiplantae; Streptophyta; Magnoliopsida; Asterales; Asteraceae. The record is from the annotation of a GenBank genome assembly.
GACUCCGAAAGUUCAGUUCAAUAGCGAGAACCAAAAAUGGCGGAAUCGAGUGUGGAGACGAACGCCACGCCUACGACUAGACCACAAGCAAGACGGCUGAAAGGUCAUAAAGCCAUCGCCACCUGCUGUAUUGCUUCCCGCGAUCGUCCUGGCCUCAUCGCUUCUUCAUCCGAAGAUGGGUGUGUUUGCUGGUUUGAUAUGCGAUGUAAAGAUCUUUUGUUUACCAUGGAUGCUGCACAAAAUCCUAUUUCCUCCUUAUGCUUCAAACCAGGGAAUGAGGAUAUCAUAUACAUUUCCUCAGAAAAUGAAGUGAAGGUUUUUGAUGUACAUAUGCUUGCCUCAUGGAAGCCAUUGGAGAGUUUCAAUUACAAUAAAGAGGAGAUCAACCAGAUCACAUGCAACUCAAAAUCAUCUUUUCUAGCAGCUGCAGAUGAUGGUGGUGAUAUAAAGAUUAUUGACAUUCGCCAAAAGUGCCUUUAUAAGACAUUAAGAGCUGCCCAUGAAAGUAUAUGUAGCAGUGUGCAGUUUCUUCCUUGGAGACCUUGGGAAGUAAUCACUGGUGGGCUUGAUUCAAAGCUUAUAAUGUGGGACUUCUCCAAAGGACGACCAUUCAAAGUUAUGGACUUGGGUAAGUCUGAUCCAGAGAGCAGCAGUAGUGGGGCCCAGUGUUUCAACCCUGCUUUUGUCCAUGCAAUUGCAGUUCCUGAAGUUGAUAUGUUGGAAAAGCUUGACAAAAUUUGUGUGGUGGCAAGAGGUGAUGGUGUUGUUGAUGUAAUAAAUAUUGAAUCAGAAUUCACAGCUGCAAAAUCUAAAGCUAGAAAAACUGGUCAAACAAAGUCAAAUGGAAAAUCUUCAUCUCAAAAUCAUCCCGAAAAACAAGAUCAAAAUCAACGGACGAGAUUGCGUUUGGAUUAUUCAUGUGGAGGACAUACUGCUGCUGUAUCUUGUGUGGCGUUUUCUAUGUUUGGGGAAAAAGGAAGGUAUGUUAUAUCAGGGGGAAAUGAUAAAGCUGUGAAAGCUUGGAACUUGUCAAGAUUCUCUGAAGUGGAUCAAACUACCAGGGACAAUACCGACAUUCUACAUUUAAACAUAAAUUUGACCAGAAAAGUCAAUUGGCUGUGCAGCACCCCGAGUGAUUCAGAUAAUCUUGUUGUAUGUGAUACAUCUAAAGUAGUGAAGGUUUAUACAGUUGCAUAAUCAACUGUAACCUGAAAUGGCUUCAUUUGUUGAAGGAUUUUUUUUCCAAUUAGAUUGGCAUUUAGGUAUUUUAGUGGUUUCACAAUUUUGAACAUCUGUAAUAAGUCUUUUACAAAUCUUAUGUGUCUAUGAACAUAGUUCAGAUGCUUAAGCAACUAUGAACAUCACCAUCAAAUACUUG